AUGCCCGUGCAGAUGCCCCAACACGCUGUCAACGCCCCGUACAUGCCCGCGCAGCGCAGUGGUCCCCACCCUAAUGAUGCUGCUAUCCGUCGUAGCCGCAAGCCGACCGACAAGAACCUUCCCGACGGAAUUGAGGACGUGGUCAUCGGCGAGGGCGUCGAACAGUACAAGAGUCUGCGCGAUCUGGAGAAGCGAUUAGACGCCGCCAUUGUGCGCAAGAGACUCGACAUUCAAGAUUCCAUUAGCAAAACCGUGAAGAAGUACCGCACGAUGCGCAUCUGGAUUACCAAUACUGUUGAGGGCCAGUCGUGGCAGGGCGCCGGCAGCAAUCCAGGUUCUGGACGUUAUAAUGUGCGCAUUGAGGGCCGUUUACUUGAUGAUCACAGUGACCCUACUAUCCCAGAAGAUGAGGAGAAAGCUGGUGAUGCAGCUGAAGUUGAUGCGAUGGACCAGGAUAAAGACGGCGCGGACACGAAGAAGACAGACUCCAAGAAACCUUCCCAGCGGUUUUCGCACUUCUUCAAGAAUAUCACUAUCGACUUCGACAAGCCGGCUAACGCCAUUCCCGACGAGGUCAAGCCAGUCACCUGGUCCAAACCACAACUGCCGCCCAAUGCGACAACUUCCCCUCCAAGUGCAGAGUUCGACAGCAUCCAAUUUUCGCGGGCAUCCCAGGAGAAUCUGAAUAUUACAAUUGGCUUGGUACGGGAUGAGACUCCCGAACGAUACAAGCUUAGCAAGGAGCUGGCCGAGGUGCUAGAUGUCGAAGAGGAAACCCGGAGCGGAAUCGUGCUUGGAAUCUGGGACUACAUUCGCGCUAUGGAGCUGCAAGAAGACGAGGAGAAGCGCCAAGUGCGCUGUGACCACCGCUUGCGCUCUAUCUUCGGUCGCGAGCAGAUGUUCUUCCCGCAAAUCCCGGAGAUGAUCGGACCUCACACCAGCCCGAUGGAACCCAUCAAGCUCCCCUACACUAUUCGCGUCGAUGAGGAUUUCCAUAAAGAACCCACGCCAACUAUCUACGAUAUUCAGGUCGCAGUUGAGGACCCUUUGCGCCAGAAGAUGAUGGCUCUCACUCAAAACCCACAGUAUACCUCCGGCCUUCGUCAGAUCGCCUCCCUGGACGACCAGGUUGCACUCAUUGUCCAGGCUCUCACUCACUCCCGCGCCCGUCAUUCCUUCUACACUGCUUUGAGCAAGGAUCCCGCGACAUUCCUGAAGCGCUGGGUCAACUCGCAACGCCGCGAUCUCGAGACUAUCCUCGGCGAUGCGGCAGCUGCUGGUGGCAACGGCAAUGGCAAUGAAUUCCGUCGUGGAGGCGCAGGUAGCGCGUGGGAUACCCCUGUUGCCAGGGAAGCUGUGCGAUAUCUGUUGGCCAAGCCUGAGGCUUCUGUGGCUCGAUAG
Penicillium maclennaniae is the source of this 1401-nucleotide messenger RNA. RefSeq names its product SWIB/MDM2 domain-containing protein. The record is from RefSeq and is a predicted model, not a curated record. NCBI's taxonomy places the organism in Eukaryota, Fungi, Ascomycota, Eurotiomycetes, Eurotiales, Aspergillaceae. The transcript has a single exon. Gene Ontology annotation, biological process: regulation of transcription by RNA polymerase II. Gene Ontology annotation, cellular component: nucleus; SWI/SNF complex. Bases 1 to 1401 code for a protein of 466 amino acids.